Molecule: messenger RNA, 6248 nt
Organism: Arachis duranensis
Lineage: Eukaryota; Viridiplantae; Streptophyta; Magnoliopsida; Fabales; Fabaceae
Product: homeobox-DDT domain protein RLT1
Exons: 18
Coding region: 630-5948 (1772 amino acids)
Biological process (GO): regulation of transcription by RNA polymerase II
Molecular function (GO): DNA binding
Source: RefSeq, a predicted model, not a curated record
ACACAACACUCGCACUGACACCGUUCGUUCAUAAAAAAAGGGGAGAUCUCAAAACAAAUCUUUUUUUUAAAAAGAAAAAUCUGUUUAUUAUUAUUCGAAGAAGAAAAUAAAAAUUAAAGGGAAAUUAAUAUGAAAGGUGGUGAUGGAAUUAUAGUAGGAGCAGUCAAGAGCAACUGUUGUUGUAAUUGGUUGAUUAAUUUUGGUUUUGGAUUAUUAUUAUUAUUCUUACUUCUUCAUCUUCUCAUUAUUAUUGUUUUUUCUCGGUUCUUUUAUUAUUCUUCUUUGUUGUUGUUGUUCUUUUUCAAUCCCUCAUCACACGCUGCUUUUCUAUUUUCCUUUUACCUUAAUUUAUUAUUGUUAUUGUCAAUUUCGUCAUUCGCUAAUCCUUGUUCUGCCUUUUUUCCAUUCCUUGACUAUCACGGAAUUUUGGUUCAAGAAGAGAGAGAAAGCCGUAGAGAUAGAAACACAAACUCAAUUGAUUCUUUUCGGGUACCCUAAUUUUGGUGUUGCUUCGUUUGGUUUCUUUCUUUUACUUGUUUUCUCUAGCGUGUUCUGCGAUUUCUAGGGUUUGUGAAAGGGGGAAUCACGGAUAGAGGGAGAAAGUUUCGAUCUUUGAUCGAUUUUCGUCGAUGGAGGGGGAGGGUGGUUCAGAGGGAGAGAAUAAUCAGAGAAGGGGUGGCACAGAUGAUAAUAGCAAUGAAAAUAUCAAUGGAAGCAAUAGCAAAGUUGCGAAUUCCAAUGAGGGGCAGAGCAAGCCCAAGCGCCAGAUGAAGACACCCUAUCAACUCGAAACCCUCGAGAAAGCUUAUGCCUUGGAGACGUACCCUUCUGAGGCUAUGAGGGCCGAGCUAUCGGAGAAAUUGGCGUUGUCUGAUCGGCAGCUGCAGAUGUGGUUUUGCCACCGGAGGCUGAAAGACAAGAAAGACUUGCCCCCCAAGAAGCCGCCGAAGAAGGCCGUGGAGAAAGUGCGGGAGCCAGAGCCUGAACCAGUGCCGGAUUCCCCAGUGGAUGACCACAGAUUGGGCCCCGAGCUAGGCAAUGAGGAUGGAUCCGGGUCUGGUUCUGGGUCAAGCCCGUUUACCCGGUCAGAGUCCAGGAGUGUGGCGCCACGGGGUUAUUAUGAAUCACAGCAGGCUGCGCUCGAGCUCAGAGCAAUUUCUUGUGUGGAGGCACAGUUAGGGGGGCCAUUGAGGGAAGAUGGACCCAUUCUAGGAAUAGAGUUUGAUGCAUUGCCACCAGAUGCAUUUGGGGCGCCCUUAGCAACCAUUGCAGAACAGCAGAAGCGACCAAGUCAUGCCUAUGACAGUAAAGUUUAUGAAAGACAUAAUGCUAGACCAAAUAAGGCUAUGUCAAGGGCAUUCCAUGAAUAUCAAUUUCUACGGAACCAGGCUGGCCCCAGGUCUGAUGGUUUUGGACAAUAUCCCCAACAUCAUUUACAUGAUCCGAUGGAAGGUCCUGCAAGAAAUACCCAUUUUGCACAUGGAACUGAACAGUUACAUAGAAGUCAUGCUACCCAAGGUCAUUCUUCUCGAGUCCGUAUUUUACCUCAACAAGAUAAGCAAGGGAUUCCUCAUCCAUCUCCUCCUCAAGAUGAUGAUGUUGCUUCCCAAAAGCAAUUGCACACAAAUGUAGUGAACACUGGAGUGAACUCUCAUUCUACUGAUUACCAAAUUGUUGGGCCCGAAAAUCCCUAUAACCCACCAGGUGGACAAGUUUCCCAUAUCACUACAAUGCAGAUUGAGAAAAAACGAAAGAGUGAUGAUGCUAGAAGUGCAAGGGAAGUUGAAGCCCAUGAGAUGAGGAUCAAGAAAGAGCUUGAGAAACAAGAUAACCUUAGACGAAAGAAUGAAGAGCGAAUGAGGAAAGAAAUGGAGAGACAAGAUCGUGAAAGAAGGAAGGAAGAAGAAAGGUUGAUGCGUGAGAGACAGCGAGAAGAGGAAAGAUUAAGGCGUGAGCAAAAACGUGAGCUCGAACGAAGGGAAAAGUUUUUGCUGAAAGAAAAUUUGAAAGCUGAGAAAAUGAGGCAAAAGGAAGAGCUUCGCAAAGAGAAAGAAGCAGAGAGACGCAAAGCUGCCUUGGAGAAGGCAACUGCUCGUAGAAUAGCCAAGGAAUCCAUGGAACUAAUUGAAGACGAACAACUGGAAUUGAUGGAGCUUGCUGCUUCAAGCAAGGGAUUGUCCUCUAUAAUUCAUCUUGAUUUUGAUACUCUGCAAAACCUUGAAUCAUUUAGGGAUUCAUUGUGUGUUUUCCCACCUAAGAGUGUAAAGCUAAGAAAACCAUUUGCGAUCCAACCCUGGAUUAACUCAGAAGAGAAUGUUGGCAACCUUCUCAUGGUUUGGAAAUUUUUGAUUACUUUUGCUGAUAUUCUUGAGUUGUGGCCUUUUACUCUCGAUGAGUUUGUGCAAGCUUUUCAUGAUUAUGAUUCAAGACUGUUGGGUGAAAUACAUGUUGCUCUCCUUAAGGUGAUAAUAAAAGACAUUGCAGAUGUUGCAAGGACACCUUCCACUGGAUUAGGAAUGAGCCAAAAUGGUGCAGCUAAUUCAGGAGGUGGCCAUCCAGAGAUUGUGGAAGGGGCAUAUGCAUGGGGCUUUGACAUACGUAAUUGGCAUAAGCACUUAAAUCAGUUGACAUGGCCAGAAAUUUUUCGACAGCUAGCAUUAGCAGCAGGUUAUGGACCACAGUUGAAGAAAAGAAAUAUUACAUGGUCAUAUGCAAAUGAUAAAGAUGAGGGCAGGAGUUGUGAAGAUAUCAUUUCUACACGUGGUGAAGGAUUGACAGUACUAGAACUUGCAGAAAAAAUUCAGAAAUCCGGCCUUCGGGACCUGACAACUAGCAAGACACCGGAGGCCUCGAUUUCUGUCGCUUUGACAAGAGAUGCUAAGCUUUUUGAAAGAAUAGCUCCAUCGACAUAUCGCGUACGUACUGCAUUUAGAAAGGAUCCAGCGGAUGCCGAGUCUAUUCUUUUAGAAGCAAGAAAGAAAAUUCAGAUAUUUGAAAAUGGGUUUCUAGCUGGUGAAGAUGCUGAUGAGGUUGAACGAGAAGACGAUAUUGAAAGAGAUGAUGUUGAAAGAUAUGAUGAUGUAGAAAGAGAAGAAGAGUCAGAAAGUGAAGAAGUUGAUGAUGAUCCUGAAGUUGACGAUUUGCUAGGUCCUUCAAGUGCUAACAAAACAUCUGUUCUGUGUGAUGAUUUCUCAUCUAUUGGAAAAGAAAGUUUGGGUCAUAAGGUAGAACUUAUUCAAGAUCAGUUUGAGAAGGAUCUUCCGGAGAAUGGUACUAAGGAUGUGGAUGGUUCUAAAGAUGCUCAUCUUCCAGAUGCUAUCACUGGACAACCCGUUAUUACAAACUUUGAGGAAGAUAAUAUGGAAAUUGAUGAAAGCAAGACUGGAGAGUCAUGGGUUGAAGGGCUUGCAGAAGGAGAAUAUUCUGAUCUCAGUGUAGAGGAACGUUUAAAUGCUCUUGUUGUAUUGGUUGGUGUAGCAAAUGAAGGAAAUUCAAUCCGCGUUGUUCUUGAGGAUCGUUUGGAAGCAGCAAAUGCUCUGAAGAAGCAAAUGUGGGCAGAAGCUCAGAUAGAUAAAAUUCGACUGAGAGAUGAUAAUGUAAAUAAAUCAGAUUUUCCAUCUAUCAAUGGGAAUAAAGUUGAACCACAAUACACAAGUCCUGCUGUGGGGGGGAACCAAAGCCCAUUGCUUGACAUAAACAUUGACAAUAAUAAUAAUAAUGAGGCAUCGCCUAGCACUGCAGAAAAUAAAAAGGCUGCAGUUGUACAGAACCUUGCCAUGGAAAAGCCCUCAAUAGGUCAAGAUUACUGCAUUGGUCCAGAUAACCCUCAAACUCAACUAUCUGCUCCCUAUUCGAAAAGGUCUCGUUCUCAGUUGAAAUCAUAUAUUUCUCACAUGGCAGAAGAGAUGUCCGUAUACAGGUCUUUACCCCUUGGUCAAGAUCGCAGACAUAAUCGCUAUUGGCAAUUCGUUGCAUCUGCUUCUUGCAAUGAUCCUGGCUCUGGCAGGAUCUUUGUUGAAUAUCUUGAUGGCAAUUGGAGGCUUAUUGAUUCUGAAGAGGCCUUUGAUGCUCUUUUUAAUUCACUGGAUUUGCGUGGGAUCAGGGAAUCUCAUUUGCGCAUAAUGUUGCAAAAGAUUGGAAGUUCCUUCAAAGAAAAUGUUAGGAAGAAUGCACAAUCUGCCAAUAUUGGAAGCAGAGAUGAAACUAAUAUUAAAAAUGAAGCUGAUGAAGCAGAGUCCAGUCCUGAUUGCCAUGCAUUGUCUGACAGUCCCAGCAGUACACUCUGUGGCUUGAACUCUGAUACAUCUGAAACUUCUUCAUCAUUCAAAAUUGAGCUUGGGAAAAGUGAGAGUGAGAAGAAAGGUGCCUUUAGAAGGUAUCAAGAUUUCCAGAAAUGGAUGUGGAAAGAAUGCUAUAACUCAUCCAUAUUAUCUGCAAUGAAAUAUGGGAAAAUGAGAUGCAAACCUCAGGUGGACAUCUGUGAUAUCUGCCUCAACCCUUAUUUCUUUGAAGACUCCCAUUGCAAUUGUUGCCAUCGUACUUUUCCCUCAAAUAACGGAUUUAAUUUUUCAAAACAUAUAUUUCAAUGUGGGGGCAAGUUGUCCAAAGAUAUUUGUAUUCUGGAUUGUUCUCUUCCCUUGCGGACAAGAUUGCUUAAGGCCCUGCUGGCUUUUAUUGAGGCAUCUGUUCCCUCCGAAGCAUUUCAAUCAACUUGGACAGAAGAUACUAGAAGGCAUUGGGGUUUGAAGUUAAGCAAAUCAUCUUCUGUCGAGGAACUUCUUCAGUUAUUGACUGUGUUUGAGAGAGCAAUAAAGCGAGAUUUUUUAUCGUCAUCCUUCUCAACAACACAAGAAUUGUUGGGAUCAAGCAGCAUGUCAGAGAGUGCUUUUACCGAUCCUGAAUCUGUUGCUGUACUUCCAUGGGUUCCACAGACCACCUCAGCUGUGUCUCUCAGACUCUCUGAGUUUGAUGCGUCCAUUAGCUAUGUUCAGCUUGAAAAAUCUGAGCAUCGCAGGGAGAAAGAAACUAUAGAAUACAUGAAGCUUCCUUCAAGAUCUAAUCCUUUCAAAUCUAGUAGAGUAGUGGAACCAGCAGACUUGGACCAUGAUGAAUUCAUGAAAGUUAGGUCUGCUCCCAUGAAAAUUGUACAAAGUGGCAAUAAACGUGGACGGGGGAAUAGUGAUAAAGGACGGGGUAAAAAGAUAGCUAAAAGAAUGCAUGAUUCCAAACAAGAUACUGGCCGCCGCAGUGUUAAGGUCACAGAGAAUCUUAGUCAAAGACUAAAACAGCAGGGGCGAGGAGCACAAGGACAAAGUGGUGGACGUGGUCGCCGAACUGUCAGGAAAAGACGAGUGGAAAAGAGGGCUGUUGAAGAUUUGCUGCUGGGCCACAAGGCUGGCACACACAGUUCCAAUAUUGUUAGAGAACCAUUGAGAAACCUGGAUGAGGAAUGGGACGAUGAUGAAAAGGCAAGUCCCAUGACUUCCAUCCACAUGGGGGCUGUCGACAAUAGUAACAGUGCCGAAGAGGCAGAUUCUGAUGACAAUGCUCAAGUAGCAGAGUCCAACGACAAUGCUCAAGCAGCAGAUUCGGAUGAAAAUGCUCAAGAAGUGGAUUCCGAUGACAAUCCUCUAGAAGUGGACUCAGAUGACAAUGCUCAAGCAGUGGACUCGGAUGACAAUGGCCAAGCAGUGGAAUAUGAUCAAGGAAACUGGGGAAUAGGUUUCAAUAACACCCCCAACAGGUGGAGUAGGGAUGUGGUUGGAAUGAUGGAUGAAGAUGUAGAAGCUUCAGACGAGGACAAUGACAACAAUGUUGGGCUUGAAGAGAACGAAGAGGAAGAAUCAGAGGGUGAUGAUGUUUUGAGUGAGGAGGGUUCAGAUGGAAUUGCAGAUAGAGUUUUGAAUGAUGACUCGGACUCUGAUGAUUCUGAAGAUUCAUCUGAUUAGAACAAUGUUUUUGAUUCAACGGAAGGAAGGGGUUGGAUGUGGAGGCUGCAUUACAUUUUUGAUAUUGCAGCUUUAAUACUAAGUAUGAAGCACCAAGUCAUGCCAUUCCGUGGCUUGAAACUGAGAGUAGACAGAGAUACAUUGUAUAUUAUCCAUUGCAAAAAUGGAGCUUUGUAAUUUUAAGCACUCUGAAACGGAGGGAGGGCCUUUAAGGCCGCCCUUACCCUUAUUGCUUCUUUCCUGGUUAUAGAUAUUCAUUAAUUAAUAAAGGUCUUAUACCUUAGUUAUUAUUUAAGUCAA